GCUGCUGUGUGUCCUGGCCCUCACUCGACCUCUGGCUUGUGGUGAGGAGGCCCCUUCCUGACUGCGGGGACUACUGCCAUGUCCCACCGGAAGUUCUCUGCCCCUCGACACGGGCACUUGGGCUUCCUGCCCCACAAGAGGAGUCGCCGGCACCGGGGCAAGGUGAAGACAUGGCCCCGGGACGACCCCAGCAAGCCCGUGCACCUCACCGCCUUCCUGGGCUACAAGGCAGGCAUGACACACACUCUGCGUGAGGUGCACCGGCCCGGCCUCAAGAUUUCCAAGCGGGAGGAGGUGGAGGCAGUGACAAUUGUGGAGACGCCGCCACUGGUGGUGGUGGGUGUGGUGGGCUAUGUAGCCACCCCACGAGGUCUGCGGAGCUUCAAGACCAUCUUUGCAGAACACCUCAGCGAUGAGUGCCGCCGCCGCUUCUACAAGGACUGGCACAAGAGCAAGAAAAAAGCUUUCACCAAGGCCUGCAAGAGGUGGCGGGACACUGCUGGCAAAAAGCAGCUCCAGAAAGACUUCGCUGCCAUGAAGAAGUACUGCAAGGUCAUUCGGGUCAUUGUCCACACCCAGAUGAAGCUGCUGCCCUUCCGGCAGAAGAAGGCCCACAUCAUGGAGAUCCAGCUCAAUGGUGGCACGGUGGCUGAGAAGGUGGCCUGGGCGCAGGCCCGGAUGGAGAAGCAGGUGCCGGUGCACACCGUGUUUAGCCAGAGCGAGGUGAUUGAUGUCAUCGCAGUCACCAAGGGCCGUGGUGUCAAAGGGGUCACUAGCCGCUGGCACACCAAGAAACUGCCUCGGAAGACACACAAGGGGCUGCGCAAGGUGGCCUGCAUCGGUGCCUGGCACCCAGCCCGCGUGGGCUGCUCCAUCGCCCGGGCUGGGCAGAAGGGUUACCAUCACCGCACGGAGCUCAACAAGAAGAUCUAUCGCAUCGGCCGGGGGCUGCACAUGGAGGAUGGGAAGGUGGUCAGGAACAAUGCAUCCACCAACUACGAUGUGACAGACAAGUCCAUCACUCCACUUGGUGGCUUCCCACACUAUGGGGAAGUCAACAAUGACUUCGUUAUGCUGAAGGGUUGCAUCGCAGGCACAAAGAAGCGGGUCAUCACGCUGAGGAAGUCUCUCCUGGUGCACCACAGCCGACAAGCACUGGAAAAUAUCGAGCUCAAGUUCAUUGACACCACCUCUAAGUUUGGCCAUGGACGCUUCCAGACAGCAGCAGAGAAGAGAGCCUUCAUGGGCCCCCAGAAGAAGCAUCUGGAGAAGGAGAAGCAGGAGACGGCGGGGGACCUCUAGGCUCAACCCCGCCUGCCCCUCCCCGGCCCUGCCCCGCCGGUCCCGAAAUAAAAUCCCGAGGCAGCA
Messenger RNA from Perognathus longimembris pacificus (Pacific pocket mouse), 1368 nucleotides. RefSeq names its product ribosomal protein L3 like (gene Rpl3l). The transcript is spliced from 10 exons. Lineage: Eukaryota; Metazoa; Chordata; Mammalia; Rodentia; Heteromyidae. Gene Ontology annotation, biological process: ribosomal large subunit assembly; translation. Gene Ontology annotation, cellular component: cytosolic large ribosomal subunit; ribosome. The record is from RefSeq and is a predicted model, not a curated record. The coding region runs from base 79 to 1302 and encodes 407 amino acids. Gene Ontology annotation, molecular function: RNA binding; structural constituent of ribosome.